Molecule: messenger RNA, 2206 nt
Organism: Spinacia oleracea (spinach)
Lineage: Eukaryota; Viridiplantae; Streptophyta; Magnoliopsida; Caryophyllales; Amaranthaceae
Product: NAC domain-containing protein 53
Exons: 6
Coding region: 238-1989 (583 amino acids)
Biological process (GO): regulation of DNA-templated transcription
Molecular function (GO): DNA binding
Source: RefSeq, a predicted model, not a curated record
GCUCCCUAACAUUCUCAAGAAAUCCCAAACCCUCACAGGUCACAACAAUGGCACGUAAUUUGGUCCGACCCUCUGACAUCGACUGACCCAGAAAAAAAGAAAACCCCCAUUCCCAAAUCUGAUCUGUUUUCUACUUUUCUCUCUUCAAAACCCCCAAAUUUAUAUUCGCAAUUAGUUUAAUUUUUGUUUAAUUUCUGAUUCAUUUUUAUAAUAUUCGAUUCAAUUCUGUUGAAUUUGAUGGGACGAAAUUCUCCUGCUUCAACAUCUCUUGCGCCGGGUUUUCGAUUUCAUCCGACGGAUGAAGAACUCGUCUGGUAUUAUCUGAGGCGUAAGGUUAGCGGCAAGCCCUUUCGCGUUGAUGCGAUUUCUGAGAUCGAUAUCUACAAAGUCGAGCCCUCUGAUCUUCCAGGGCUUUCAAAGCUGAAGAGUAGAGACCUAGAGUGGUACUUUUUUAGCGCCCUGGAUAGGAAAUAUGGUAAUGGAUCGAGGACCAACCGAGCUACGAACGAGGGGUAUUGGAAAACAACCGGGAAGGAUAGGCCUGUUUGCCAUAGGUCUCGGGUUGUUGGGAUGAAGAAAACUCUGGUUUACCAUAAAGGUAGGGCCCCACGUGGCGCGCGAUCCAAUUGGGUAAUGCAUGAAUACAAACUCAAUGACGAGGUCAUAGAGAAGGCUGGUUAUUCCCCGGACGGGUUUGUAUUGUGCAGAGUGUUUCAGAAAAGUGGAACAGGACCGAAGAACGGGGAGCAAUAUGGAGCACCACUUGUGGAGGAAGAAUGGGAAGAUAACAGUUUGGGAGAUGUGGUGCCUACCGAGGUAUCUUUUGAAGAUCCCUACGUUGAUGAUGAUGCGUACAUUGAACAGAAUGAUCUGGAUCAGGUUAUUGACUUGCAACUUCCAGCAAAUGCUCCUUGUCCUGUCAGCUUUAACCCUGAUGAUAACUACUACUAUGUUGAAGAUUCCCUGAAUGUGACUGGAGUUGAUCAGAUGUCUGUAGUAGGAGAAUCUGAAGAUAAGUAUAGUUUGCAGGUCUUGGAUGGUCAGGAGUUUUAUGAUCCUGGGCAAGAUGGGAGUGACUCAUGUCUUGUGAAGAAUGAACAUAUGGCUCAGCCAAAUGACGUGAAUAAUAGAACUCCUACCAAUUUGCUGAGUAGUCAAGAUGGGAGCAGUGCAUAUCUUGUGAAAAAUGAACAUAUGGCUCAGUCAAAUGACUUGAGUAAUCAAGCUCCUGUCGGUUUGCUGGAUGAUCUGUUCUCUGGAAUAGCAACCCCCGAGGAUGGCCUAUUCCUUGAUGCUGUUGACUUUCUGGAACCUGUUAAAGAUCAACAUGAUUUUGACGUUCUUGGAUCGUAUUUGGACGAUGAUUUUGAUAUCGGACCAUAUCUAAAUUUUGAUUCCUCUCCGGAACAGAUGGGUGAUGAUGCUGAUCAAGGUUUCUCCUUGAAACAGAAUAUGAUUGAUGCGAGUUGGCAAAUACCUUCAGCAAGCCAGCUAUUACAUGAAACCGGUGAUGAUAAUAUUGGAUCAUCGUCCAACCAAGUCAUGGAACUUUCAAAGGCUAAGCCAACAAAGACUGAUAUCCAAUAUCCUUUCCUGAGCCAGGCAAGCCAUUUGUUGGGAAACAUCCCUGCUCCUCCAGCAUUUGCUUCAGAAUUUCCUUCAAAGGACGUGGCUGCACGUUUGAGUGCUGCUGUGCAAGCAUCUACAUCUGUUGAUGUGACUGCGGGUAUGAUCAGAAUCAGGGACAUGCCUACUGGGGUAAGAGGAAGUGGACUGCAGUGGUCAUUUGACAAGACUGGUAAUGUCAAUGUUCUCCUUUCGUUUGACCUCCCAGAGGUUGUUAACCCUGUGGGGCUGGAAUCAUUUACUGGCUUGUGGUCGACCAAGAUAUCUACAGCUGCUUCUCGGGGAUGGUUAUGGUUUAUUCCCCUGGUAUUGUUUGCUUUAUCUGUAUGCGUCAAAGUUGGGACAUGCAUGUAUGCAAAGUGAUAGAUUAUUCAGAAGAACCAGACACUAAGAGGAGAGGAGAGGAGUAUGCUUUGGUUAAUUUAAUUCCAGGAACUGAGAUACCCUUGAAUUUUAUUUACUUUGCCGUAAUGUAGAGUAAACAUGAAUACCCUUAUAACAUUCUCUUAACAUCCUUGGAUUUGGUAUGUUGGUAAAAUUGGUAUGAGUUAUGGUAAACAUUAACAUUUGGGAUAUAAAA